Molecule: messenger RNA, 5039 nt
Organism: Nothobranchius furzeri (turquoise killifish)
Lineage: Eukaryota; Metazoa; Chordata; Actinopteri; Cyprinodontiformes; Nothobranchiidae
Product: synaptotagmin-2
Biological process (GO): regulation of calcium ion-dependent exocytosis; regulation of dopamine secretion; calcium ion-regulated exocytosis of neurotransmitter
Cellular component (GO): dense core granule; synaptic vesicle membrane; plasma membrane
Molecular function (GO): calcium-dependent phospholipid binding; phosphatidylserine binding; syntaxin binding
Source: RefSeq, a predicted model, not a curated record
GUGGAACUCCAGCGGUCCUGAUGCUGGUGCUGAUUCCAGCCUUAGAGCAGUGUUAAUCAACCUGAGUGUUUCCUGUUCUCUCUGCUUCAUUUGAGCUCACAUCAGCAGCACCUUAAGAAACCCAGUUUGGAAAGCAGCUCCCCAGCUGAUUCUGGCACCUCUCACUACUGCGGUCAUCAUUUAUUCUUUUCUUGUUUGCAACAUCUUUCCAGGGUGGGAUGAUCCCGAAAGCAGAUUGCUGAGAUUAUUUUUUACACCAGUUUUCUGUUCUCACCUCUAGCUGAGGAAGCAGCACCUCUUUACAGAAGGGACAUAGCCCCGAGUCUUUGACAAUGAAGUUCAACUUGUUCAGAAAGCCCCAGGCACUCGCAGCGGCCGAGCCCACCAGUGUCACCACCGUGACCAUGGCUCCCACCUCACCUUCGAUGUCCACCUCUGCACCUGGCACGUCCGGCACCAACAACACAGAGAUCAGCAAGAAUGACAUGUUUGAGGAGAUCAAAAGCAAAUUCCUGAAUGAAAUUGAUAAGAUCCCGCUUCCUCCUUGGGCUUUGAUUGCCAUCGCGGUGGUGGCUGCUCUGCUCGUCCUCACUUGCUGCUUCUGCAUAAUCAAAAAAUGCUGCUGCAAGAAGAAGAAGAACAAAAAAGGCAAGAAGGGGAAAGAUGGCUUCAACAUGAAGAACAUGGAGGGUGGUGAGAAAAACCAGGAUGACGAUGAUGACGAAGGCGAAACCGGGAUGACAGAAGAAGAGAAGGAGGAGGAAGAGGAGAAAGAACAAGAAAAACUGGGGAAGCUGCAAUACUCCAUCGAUUACGACUUUGAGAACACCAAGCUCACCGUCGGGAUCCUUCAAGCUGCAGACCUGAUGUCGAUGGACUCGGGUGGAACAUCUGACCCCUAUGUCAGAGUCCUGCUCCAUCCUGAUAAGAAGAAGAAGUUUGACACCAAAGUUCACAAGAAAACACUAAACCCUGUCUUCAAUGAGACGUUUGUUUUUAAAGUGCCCUACGAGGAGCUGGGUGGGAAGACGCUGAUGAUGUCGGUGUACGAUUAUGACAGAUUCUCCAAACACGACGUCAUUGGAGAAGUGAAGCUGCCCAUGAACACCAUCGACCUUGGGCGUCCAAUUGAAGAGUGGCGGGACCUGGAGAGUGCUGACCAAGAGGAGCCUGAGAAACUCGGAGACAUCUGCAUCUCCCUCCGUUACGUCCCCACUGCUGGGAAACUCACCGUCUGCAUCCUGGAGGCCAAAAAUCUGAAGAAGAUGGAUGCCUGUGGAUUAUCUGAUCCUUAUGUGAAGAUCCAGCUGCUGCAGGGGGGUAAGAGACUGAAGAAGAAGAAGACAACUGUCAAGAAGAACACCCUCAACCCUUAUUAUAACGAAUCCUUCAGCUUUGAAAUCCCACUGGAACAGAUGCAGAAAAUCUUGGUGGUCGUCACAGUGUUUGAUUAUGACAAGAUAGGUAAGAACGACGCCAUCGGGAAGAUCUUUGUCGGCAGCAAGGCGACUGGCUUAGGUCUUAAGCACUGGUCAGACAUGCUGGCUAACCCACGCCGACCCAUCGCCCAGUGGCAUGCGCUGCAGCCAGAGGAGGAUAUUGAUGGGCAGCUCGCAGCUCUGGCUGCAAAGAAAUAACCACCUCACCAACCAGCUCUUUGCUCUAAACCACCCUGAUCCUGUUCUGCAUGAACCCUGCAACCUGACAAAUGACUCAAUACGGAAUCCUGCUCAGCAAAAAAAAAAAAAAAAAAAAAAAAAAGACAAACGUUAGAAAAUCCUUUCAUUCGGGAUGAGUCAAAGGAAACUCUCUCUAGCAUCAGAUGUCAGUGUUUACUGAACAGAGGGAUGUUGAUUUACUGAGUGAGCUGUUCAUUAAUGAUCGAGUUUUGGUCUUUUUGGUUUGAAGAAACUGAUUUACAGGGUGCUUAAACCGAAUGAAUACAUAAUGAAGAUAAUGCUGGAUUUAAAAAGCUUUAGUUUAGUUUAUAGAGCAUGCCUUUAAUUAACCCUACUGCUCUGCACACACCUCACCCAGUAUUAGCUUGCUCUAAGUGUUCCACCACCUCCAAUAGAAGGUUCUGUAGUUUUGAAAAGAGUCAGUUUGUUCUCAAGUCCAAGAGUUUGGAUCUAAGCUGAACCAGAUGAUGUAGCAAUUAUUUUUUUCUUGCUAUGAAAUCACAUCUGUGCAUUUAAAGUUCAACACCACGUUUAUUCUGUCAGAUCUAAUGUAGGACAGAAAUCAAAAGGGUGCCUUCCUGAUGUGACAUUUUGAGUUGAUAGCUUGGUUUUAGUGUUUAUUUCAGAAGCUGUCAGGGAAACUGAAUGUGCUGCUGGACGUACGGCCCUGACUAUUUGGACACCAGAAGGAUUUGUGCUAUGCUGCUUUUUAAUUCUGCCGCUGCUGCUAAAUAACUCGACUAACUCAUUUUAUUUUGAAAGGAACUGACUUGUACAGUAUUGCUUUCCGUCAAAGUCAAGGAGUAUUAUUUUAGAUAGAAAAUUAGGUAACACUUUAUAAUAAGGGUCUCUUUAUUAAAUUUACUUAAUGCAUUUUGUGUGCUCCAAACACAACUAAAACUACAAUUAAAUGAUUCAUGACAUCACUCUUCACAAAGAAAAGAAAGGUAGAAUAAAAUCUACUUUUUUUACUGUUAUGUUUUCUAGUUGUUAGAAGGCAGUAACAUUAUCUACAUGAGCUUUAGUACAGCAGGAGCUCACAAGCAAACACGCUACAUUAAUCUUGUAACCCUCAGCAGAACUUCUCCAGAACUCUAAACUACACCUCUAUUACAUCCAUGUCCAUUAUAUUUCAUAAAUAACACAAAUACCAAUAUUUACAAAUCUCACCCAAUCCCACGAUGGUUUCCUUUAUACUGAGACCAAAGUAAGCAAAUAGACCUUCUGGUUACAGAAAUAUACUCACCACAGUGUGGGUAUGUUCCUCCCUAAUAUUGUUAUUGAUUAAAAAAAAUUGCUUGGAUACAAAUUGUUCUGAAUGAUUAAAACACGAUUAAUCAAGAUUUAUUAAUUACAUAGCCUCUAACUAAUUAGAUUAUUUUUAAUCGAGUCCCACCCCUAUUAUUAUUAUUAUUAUUAUUAUUAUUAUUAUUACAAAAACUACACAAACAAUAAAGAAUGAUGGAAUGUUCAAAGACAAAAUGUUGAAAUGUUUGAUUUCUUCCUUCCAAAUUGGCAGAAUUUAACUGCUGACUUUAAGAAAUGAAUCAACACACAUAAACACAAACUGACCAAAAGUAUUGAUCAUGUAUUAAAGGACAAAUGAAAAUAUGUCAUGUGAUUAGUCUGUACUUUGAUUGGCCGGUACUUCUGAUGCAACAUUUCACUCAUUUCUGCUGUAGGGGUAAUCAUUAGAGCUGAGGUAUCGGUCCUCAGCUCAAAGUGGCAUCUGAAGGUGUCGACAUUGAAAAAAACCUAAUAAAUAAACAGCUAUGUCAUCUCCUAAAAUAAAUUAUUCAGAACACAUAAAACAUGAAGUUGAACUCAGUGGUUUUCAAAAUUUCAACACAAUAAAAAACAAAUUAAACACGGAAAUUCUGUUUAUUGAAAAACUUGUGUUUCCUCACUCAAGAAAGCUGAGCAGCAGCAGCAGCAGCAUGCAGACUGGUUCACCCACGGAGCUUCACUGCACACACCUGUUAAUAGGCUACAGCAUGUCAUUAUGAGACAUUGUAAAUAGUAGCAUGUUUUAAAGAGAAUCUAUACAUGUGUUGUGAAUGUGUGUUUGUGAUUUGUGUCAUUUUUAUAAUAAAUUAGAGUAAUAAAAAGUGCACUGGCUGCAAAGUGUAUGUAUUUUUUCUGAUUGAAGCUGAAUGGUUGAUUGAAACAUUCACAGAAAUAGAGUUUUAUUUUUUUGUGAUGCAAAAACCCCUCAAACCACUGCAUGACUGUGUUUUUAUUUCUUUGUCAUCUGUCAUCUUAAAUGUUCAUCUGGCCUGAAAUCAGUUCUGAUUCAUGUUUCUAACCAACUUUAUAUACAAAACCAAAACUUUUGUCUCAGUGUGACUUUGAGUGUUUUCUUUAUUUAUUCCUGCCAAAUGUGUAGUGAAAACCUUUUUUCGUAAUUCCCACCACACAUUUUAUUUCUCUACAUGAUCAUUUCUGUGAAUUAUUACAUCAUAUUGAUGCUGUUCUCUUGUUUAUUGGUAUGAUAAUCAAUAAUAAUCACCACUUUCUGAAUGAAGACGGUGUUAAAGUCAUGCAUUAGAAUGGGAAGAGUUGAUAGUGUGACAGUAGUGCAUGAUUUUACAUCCGGCUGUGUUUCCUCGUCUGUUCUUUGAGACAAGUAUUUCAUCGAUCUUUCUGUUAGCACGUGCUGCACGAGGAUAAAUAACCCUUGUUUAUAUUCCAGCCCAUCAAUGCUUUAUUCUCUCCAGAAGCUAAAAUGAAGAUACAUUAAUCUGCAGUUUGUCAGAACCUGGAUUUUUUCUGUAAAGAGACGUCUAAUUAUGUUGUCAGCCGUGUGUUUGGUUGCAAAUCUGGUCGAAUUUGGUGUGUUGUCACAUUCUGUGCAUUUGCAACAAGGACCUGCUCCUUUGUUUUCUGAUUUUGAAUCUUACGAAUGUUUUCCUGCAAUGCAGACAACAAAAUCCAUGUCUUCCAGGGUUUCUCAAGAAAAACAGUAACCCAACCUGGGAAAACAAAUAACAAUGAUGCUGCGAUAUCACCAACCUGCUGUUUUCAUUGUGGUUCCCCUGCAGUCCCGCCUCACUAUAUGUCAACAGAGCCACGACACACACCUUGUUAUUGUCUCGUUUACAACCGAAGCUACAUAGACGAGGCUACGCUCCUCCUCGUUGACCCUAGUUUUAGUCUGUUGUGUACGUGUGCCACUAGUUGUGCCUUUUUUGUGAAAUGCAUGAUUUUAUUUUCUGCCAAAGUUUCUUCCAGCAACAAAAGACCAAAAAACGUAUCCACGUGUAAACUUGAAUCUAUGUAGAGAAUAUGCGAGGCAGCCUAUCUGUGUGUUGUGAAACUGUAAUCAUAAAUAAUAAAUAAUAAUAAAAGCAUUUUUUAGAA